This is a messenger RNA of Bursaphelenchus xylophilus (pine wood nematode), 1475 nucleotides long. The record is from the annotation of a GenBank genome assembly. NCBI's taxonomy places the organism in Eukaryota, Metazoa, Nematoda, Chromadorea, Rhabditida, Aphelenchoididae.
AUGGCUGAUGUGCCGGAGUUGAUGCAGAAUGUCUGUGGGACCAUCGGAGGGAACUAUAUGAUCACUGAGAUGGCCGACGAUCCCAUCAAACGGGAUUACGGAGUUUAUAAUGCCUACGAUCACGAGAGACCCGAGACUGUAGGUUACUGUACUUUGGCAUACUGUAGUUUGGCUUGAGGUAGUUUUAGGCGAUGUAAAAGGCGAUUAAUGUAACUUUAAGAUAUAUUAAUACUGUUCAGUUGAUUUUUUAUAUUUUAAAAUAAUUUUUUUGCAUUACUGUAGCUUCAGUUACAGUGACCAAGUAGAAGUUAAAAAUACUGUACUUUCAGCCGACUCAAGUCCUGAUUGCCAGUCUAGACACUCCAAAAUGGCGUUGGCAGGCCUCAAUGUCGGCCACUCAGACCGUUCUGGAGACCGUGAAGGGCCGUUCCGUCCAUUUCCCAACUCUGGUUAAGGCGGCUAGGGUUAAAAGAGUAAGUAAAAUCAUGUCGUUCAGAUAUUCCAAAGUUCAUAUUUUACCAUGCUGUGCUAAAAUUUUUGAUUUUUUCCAGUAAUUCUUUUCUUUGGAAGAAUUUUUUGUUUAGCUGAUCAUGUAUAAUAUAAUCUCAAUUUUAGCUUGUUUUUGGAGCCGAUGGAGUGCAGGACGUCGAGAAUGACCCCGAGUACCUGAGACCGGUCCUGGUCCUUCAAUCUCCCCGUUGUCACUCGCUUCUCUCGACUUUGGCUGCUUAUUCCCCGUCUGGGUAAGGAUAAUAUAAAAUGUUUAGCUAAAUAUUCAAAUGAAGCUCAUCCGAAUACAAGACGUAUUUUACCGAAUUUCAGAGUGCUCCCCGUGGAGUUGGCCAUGUUUGUUGGGAUCGGCAUCACUCGUGCCCUGGGGGCAUUGAAUCGAGCCGGGUUUAUCCACCGUCUGGUCUCUCCGCACAGCUUCUCCUUCGUCACCCCACCCACUCUGGACAAUCUGAGCACCCGAUUACUAAUCACCGACCUCAGCUUGGCCAUGCCUUGGCCGAAAAGGUAAUGUUAACACAAAGUGAAUUAACAUUAAUUUUUUGAUGAAUUUUGAAGUCUGAGAUAAUAAUAUGUGUUCCAGACCCCGCGGCGCUGUCCCUUUUGUGGGAACCAUGCGAUAUUCGGCACUGUCCGUCCAUCACAGCCGGGAACAAGGCCCCUCAACGGACAUCAUCUCCCUGAUCUACGUGGUCGCCGAAAUGAUCUCCGGCAAGCUGCCAUGGCGUUCGAUCAUGACUCAGCGACUUGUCAAAGAGGCCAAGACCCUCUUCCCUUCGUCCAAGGAGUUCCAACGCCUUCCGCAUGAGAUCAGAGCCCUCUACAAGGAAAUGAUGGAGACAUACCCCCAGGCGGAGGUCGAUUACAUCGCCAUUCAGGAGAAAUUCAAGGCCGUCUUGAAGAGGAAGGACCCCAACAGCACCUACGAACUCCCGCCUUGGCUGGUCCAACCUUGCGAGGACUAG